Messenger RNA from Darwinula stevensoni, 1358 nucleotides. Lineage: Eukaryota; Metazoa; Arthropoda; Ostracoda; Podocopida; Darwinulidae. The record is from the annotation of a GenBank genome assembly.
CACGAGCCGAAGAUGCUCGAACAUGGUGGCGCGCUUCGUUGCAGUUCGUAAGAGAAGAGUGCCAGACGACCGUCAUCGCACAUUGGCAGUUCCUUGCAUAUAAAACGCAAUGGGAGAGCGAAAGGGUGUGAACAAGUGGUAUCCACCUGAUUGGAGACCAGAGCUAGGAGGACUCAACAAGUACCAUGGGACCCAUGCAUUGCGAGAAAGGGCCCGCAAGCUCCACGAGGGCAUUCUCAUCAUUCGUUUUGAAAUGCCCUAUAACAUUUGGUGUGAUGGAUGUGGGAAUCACAUUGGCAUGGGCGUCAGGUACAAUGCUGAGAAGAAAAAGAUUGGAAUGUACUAUACCACCCCAUUAUGGCAGUUUCGGAUGAAAUGUCAUCUCUGUGACAACCACUUUGAAAUCAAGACUGACCCAGCUAACUUGGACUAUGUAGUAGUUAGUGGUGCAAGGCGACAGGAGAGAAGGUGGGAUGCGAAGCAGAAUGAGCAGGUUGUCCCUGAGGACAGGGCAACAAGCAACAAGUUGGCCUCGGAUGCCAUGUUCCACUUGGAGCAUGGGAGUGAGGAUGCAAGCAAGGCCAAGGCUGUUGCACCUGCCUUGAAGAAGUUGGAGGCCAGACAAGACAGCAAGUGGAAGGAUGACUACUUGGCUAAUCGAGCUCUUCGGGACAAGUUCAGGAAACGGAAAAAAGAAGCAGGGGAGGAGAAGAGACUUGAUGAGGCCCUUUUGAAAAAGUCCUCCCUGGACAUCCACUUGCUCCCAGAAUCACAAGAAGACUCUCGCCUUGCAUCACUCCUUCAGUACGCUACUGUCCAGACAUCAGAAGAGAGAAGAGAGGAAAGAAGGCAGGAAAUAGUUGAUCGCCCCCUGUUUGACACUCCCCCUCCACCUGUGAAGGCACAGAGACUUUCCAAAGCCCUACAAAGAUCAUGUGGCAGGGGAUUUGACAGUUACAAGAGUACAAAUGUGAGUAGGGGACGUCUGGCACUGGGCUUGAAAUUGAAAAGUGAAAAAGAACCUUCAGAUGACACACAGAGCCAGACUUCUGACCCUGAAAUUAUACUACUCAAUGGAGAAGUGCCAAAUCAUAAAGCAUAUGGAGAUGAUGGGAACAAUGAAAACCAUGAAGAAGGCCUAAAUGGGUUGGCUGACACAUCCUCAAUGGCCUGCGCUUCAAAUAAGACUGACUCUGGCCCUGAGAAAGAAGAAACUAAGAAGGGAAUCAGUUCUCUUGUUUCUAGCAGUUAUCAGUCUAGUGAUUCAGAGUGAAUUUUUGAUCAGGCUGUGAUGUGUAGACUAUACUUUCAGAAUAAACCCAUUUAUGGAGCUCAUCUGCCAAACAAUAAAUUGUGGA